This is a messenger RNA of Metschnikowia bicuspidata var. bicuspidata NRRL YB-4993, 1665 nucleotides long. It is a transcript of the gene RET2, whose product is annotated as coatomer subunit delta. The transcript has a single exon. The record is from RefSeq and is a predicted model, not a curated record. Gene Ontology annotation, biological process: Golgi localization; endoplasmic reticulum to Golgi vesicle-mediated transport; retrograde vesicle-mediated transport, Golgi to endoplasmic reticulum. Gene Ontology annotation, cellular component: COPI vesicle coat; cytosol. Lineage: Eukaryota; Fungi; Ascomycota; Pichiomycetes; Serinales; Metschnikowiaceae. Bases 1 to 1665 code for a protein of 554 amino acids.
AUGGCAGUUCUUGCGGUUUCCAUCUGCUCGCACGGCGGCAAGGCGCUAGUGGCGCGUCAGUUCAGAGACUUGAGCCAGGACCGGAUCACGGAACUUUUGGCCCACUUCCCCUCGUUGCUUUCGGGCUCCGGGGCACAAAACACCACAGUGGAGACGGACGCGGUGCGCUACGUGUACCAGCCGUUGGAAGAGUACUACGUGGUGCUUUUGACAAACAAGCAGUCCAACAUUCUCCAGGAUAUCGACACGUUGCACCUCUUUGUGCUGGUGGUCAGCAACAUGUUGCGGAGCAUCGACGAGAAGGAGAUCUACAGCAACGCGUUCGAGCUCUUGAGCGCGUUCGACGAGAUCGUCAACUUGGGCCACCGCGAGAAACUCAACUUGUCGCAGGUGCAGAGCUUCUUGGAAAUGGACUCGCACGAGGAGAAGAUCCAGGACAUCAUCGAGCGCAACAAGGAAAUGGAGGCCACCGAGGAGCGCCGCCGCCGUGCCAAGGAAAUCCAGCGCAAGGAGUUGGCGCGCCGCAACAUGGAGCUGCAGCACGCGGCCGUCUUUGGCGCCGCGGGCCAGGCCCCGCCCGCCCACAACUCGCUGGACGCGUUCGGCUACACCUCCGCGCCGUCCGCCGGUCCGCUGUAUGGGAACCCGCCCCGCGCGCCCGCGGAGACGCCGGGGCCCGGCUCCGCGCCGCCGCGCCCGGCCGCCGGCAAGGGCUUGCAGUUGGGCAAAAAGCCCCUGCGGCCCGCCGCAACCGAGCAGAAACAGCCGCUUCUCGCCGCCCGGCCACCCGCGGCCGCGCCGAGCCCCGGCAUCCCCGAAGCGGCGAGCUCGGCGUCCGCGUCGCCCGGGCCGCAGCAGAGCGGCGGAGCCAAGGCGGCCAACGCCGGCAUUUUGAUCACGCUCAACGAGAAGAUCACCGCGCAGUUGCACCGCGAGGGCGGCGUGUCGGCGUCGGAAGUCAAGGGCGACCUCAACUUGCGCAUCAACAACGCCGCGUUGGCACGUGCGCGCCUCUUGUUGCGUGUGGGCACGCAGGCGGGCAUCCAGUACAAGACCCACCCCAAUGUGGACCGGGCGUUGUUCCUGGCCGACAGCAGCAUCGGCUUGAAGGACCGCGCCAAGCCCUUUCCCAGCAACGACCAGAGCUUGGGCGUGUUGCGCUGGCGGGCCGCCGCCCCGGCCGACGAUGCAUCCUUGGUGCCCCUCUUGCUCACGGCGUGGGUCAGCGUGGACGGCGGUGUCGCCGACGUCAACUUGGAGUACGAGUUGACGCCCGCGUUCUUGGACGCGCACCCGCUGGUGGAGUCUUUCGACGGCGUGCAGAUCUUGGUCCCGGUGGUCUCCGACGACGUGAUUUUGAAGGAGGACUCGUCGGGACACGUGUCCUACAACGCCACCGACGACGGCGUGGUGUUCUCGCUCGCGCACAUCGAUACAGCCGCCGCGCUGGGCUCUUUCGAGUUCUCCGUGCCCGUGGACUCCGAGGAUAGCUUGUUCCCCAUGCAGAUCGCAUUCCACUUGUCGCGCACGAGCGGCGUGACCGAGUCCGACGGCCUGUUCGGCAAAGUGCUGGUCAUUGACGUCGUGUCCAACGACGACGAGGAGGAGUCGCUUCCGUUCAACUUGCACCAGAACUUGACCUCCGAGAGCUACUCUGUGGUCUGA